Patiria miniata (bat star) is the source of this 3114-nucleotide messenger RNA. Its product is annotated as DNA repair protein complementing XP-C cells homolog. Gene Ontology annotation, cellular component: nucleotide-excision repair factor 2 complex; XPC complex; cytoplasm. The transcript is spliced from 18 exons. Gene Ontology annotation, biological process: mismatch repair; nucleotide-excision repair. Lineage: Eukaryota; Metazoa; Echinodermata; Asteroidea; Valvatida; Asterinidae. The record is from RefSeq and is a predicted model, not a curated record. The coding region runs from base 316 to 2598 and encodes 760 amino acids. Gene Ontology annotation, molecular function: single-stranded DNA binding; damaged DNA binding.
UAUUCAGUCAACGCGACCCGCGCUAGCUGCGCCGCUGUGGGAGGGCGCUGGGAUCAGGUUUUCGGGACUAUGGAGGGCGCACUGUACCACGAGGCCGGGCAUUAAGCCUAGCCCUUCUAAGCUUGUUGCCUCAGAUACUACAAAUACUAGUACUUCUACAUGUACAAGCAGGGUGCGUGCCGUCUUGGAUGAGUUCGAUCAAAUUUGACAGUCGGCCCACGUAGAGCAAGAAUUCACAAAAGCAACGACAGAAUACCUACUAACUGAGGGAAGUCUACCAUAUACGUCCGAGAGUGUCAGCAAAAGAAAAGGAAAAUGGAGAAGGAAAACAAUCGGAGGAAAAGAAAGGAGAUACAAGUUGAAGUUCCUACUAUAGAAGAAGACUCUGACAACUCUUGCCAUUUUAAUAGUGAUACCGGUACUUUAGAACAUCCUCCAUUGAAAAGACGGAACGUUUGUAUUGAAAAUCCUGGUUGUUCGUCUACUUUUGAUGCAAAUUCAUCCGGGAGUGAUGCUGAAUCUGAAGAAUGGGAAGAUGUUGAAGAUGGAAGCCUCGGAGAGUCUUUCUACAAACCUGAAGCAGCAGGAGCCAUCUGCCAUAAUCAAGAUAAUCUUCAUGGGAAAGUGGUGGCGAUUAGUAUUGACCUUCCUGGAACUUCCCAUGGCAAUGGGCGAAAGUCUACAGAAAACUGUGACUGGUCAAAGCAAAUUCAGUUCCAUGUUAACCGCUUCAACAGAGCUCUUCAGCUUCAUCUUCACAAGGUUCACCUUAUUUGUCUCAUUGCCAGUGCUUUACACAACAAUAAGACAUGUAACGAUGCAGAGUUGCAGGCAAGGGCACUCUCACAAGUACCAAUCCACCUUGUGCUUGGUGCUUCAUCUGCUGGUUCUUGUACCUUCGAUCUUAGUUGGUUUUCAGUAUUCAUAAAAUGGUUCAGGGCAUCGUAUUGUGUAGGCAAGACUGCAUCUAGAAAACCAGCAAAAUCAGUAGAUGAAGUCCUUCAUCAAUGCAUAGAGGAAAUGUCAGUAUCUAAAGAAAGCGACAAGGCCCUUAUUUGUUUGACAACUACGAGAGCACUUGGUCUUCAAGCUCGCUUGAUCAAAUCUCUCCAACCAAUCCCUGUGAAGUAUAACAUGCUGAGAAAGGUACUCAGUAAAGAAGUCCCACAGAAAGAGUACUCACCGAAAGGAAAACCAUUUGAUGCAGAUUUCACGCCGAAGAGAAAUGUAAAAAAGAAACAAAAAGUGUCAAAAACCAACCUGAAUUCAAGUAAACCGAAAAGAAACAGUGGGGCCCACCUUGGAAUGAACAAAGUGCUUCGCAAGUAUGGAAACAAAAAGAAAAUGGGAGAAACGAGUCCAGGUAGUGAUUGUGAGGCUGAUGUGCUUUUGAAAACAGAAGUACAAGUACUUUCAAAAACCUCUUCUGCUUGUAGAAAGACAAGCAACAGACAUAUAUUAUCCUCGGACUCAGAAGAUGACUGCAGAAAGGAUGUUGUGCCCUCAAAUAGAACAGAGUUGAACAGUUGGAUUGAAAUUUACCUUCCUCAAGAAAAGAAGUGGAUCUGUGUGGAUUGUGUUGGGGGCCAUAUCGACCGACCAGAUUUAUGUGAGCAGAGUGCAACUAAUCCAAUAUGCUAUAUUAUAGCUGUUGAUAAUGAAAACUGUGUAAAGGAUGUCACCAAGCGCUAUGCAUCCAAGUGGAUGCAUGAGACAGAAAAGCUGAGGGCGCCCUUAGUCUGGUGGGAGAACACAUUGAAACCUUACCACACAAAGCUUAUCAAAAAAGAUAAAGAAGAAGAUGAACACUUACAAAAACAACUUCAAGAAAAACCUAUGCCAACAAGCAUUUCAGAGUUCAAGAACCAUCACUUAUAUGUACUAAAGCGGCACCUGUUGAAAUUUGAGGCCCUGUACCCUGAAUCUGCUACUAUUUUGGGCUACUGUAGAGGUGAGGCAGUAUAUUCAAGGAACUGUGUUCACACUCUGCACACAAAAGAAACCUGGAAGAAACAAGGUUUAGCUAUUCAGCAUGGUGAAAAACCUUAUAAAAUGGUCAAAGCCAGACCAAGAAAGAACAAGUCUCAUGAGCCACUCCUACCACUUUAUGGUCAAUGGCAAACUGAGUUAUACAUCCCACCAGCAGCAGUAGAUGGCAAGGUACCACGUAACGAGUAUGGCAAUGUAGAACUGUUUCAGCCAUCUAUGUUGCCCAUGGGGACAGUGCAUCUUCAAAUUCCUGGAUUACAUCGAGUUGCCCAAAAGAUUGGCGUAGACUGUGCACCUGCUAUGGUUGGAUGGGAUUACCAUGGAGGCUUUUGUCAUCCAGUAUUUGAUGGAUUUGUUGUCUGCAAGGAAUUCACUGACAUUCUCCUUGAUAACUGGGAAAAGGACAAUGCAGAGAGAGAGCACAAAUUGAAUCAGAAAAAAAGGAUCCGCGCCGAGAAAAAUUGGAAAACCUUGGUUACUGGUUUGUUGAUAAGAGAGCGACUAAAUGAUCGUUUCCAAAGAACUCUAUCUCCAACUGCUGGAAGUGAGGAUGAUAUUGACUCGUGGCCACUUAACAAGCUCAACCAGCUGAAAGAUGAAGAAAAAUAGACCAGCAGGAUCAGCUCCAAGUGGGAUGUUCCUAUCCAUCCAAGAGGCUGUGUGUGUGUUACUUCUUCAUUGUCAGGCUUGGAAUAAGCUGAUUUACUGCAACAUUAGCUAUCUGACCAAUCCUGCACAUUGGGAAAUGGGACCUGCCACUCAUUCACAGGCACAGAGGUUACCUGGGACCACCUCUACAACCACACCUCCAACACCAAACUCUUCAUUUAGUGGCAAACACUAAGACAAAACUAGGACAAAAACAUUGGACACAAAUAUUAAAUGUUUUUCAUCUAAGCAUGUAAAUUUAUUCGACCCCACUCGCCAGCCAACCACAGUUGAUAUGACGUCAUUUCAUUCUGAAAUCUGGACUCGGUAAGCUGUUGAUUGUAUUUGUAACGCAACAACGGGCAUAGAGAUCCACCCUAACAGAACUCAACCCAUCAAAUUCCAAUGGCAUAUUGUGUUGGAAUCUGUUAGGAUGGGUACAGUACCCCUGAACUGACAGUAUUUUACAUUGGGUUG